Molecule: messenger RNA, 1891 nt
Organism: Dromaius novaehollandiae (emu)
Lineage: Eukaryota; Metazoa; Chordata; Aves; Casuariiformes; Dromaiidae
Gene: PLA1A
Product: phospholipase A1 member A
Exons: 10
Coding region: 105-1292 (395 amino acids)
Biological process (GO): triglyceride catabolic process; fatty acid biosynthetic process
Molecular function (GO): lipoprotein lipase activity
Source: RefSeq, a predicted model, not a curated record
UGAUCAUUAACAGAGUCAAGCUGAUCAAGCAGCUCCACAGUCCUGCCACAGUUGUUUCCCCCUGUAUAGUCCUUGUACUUCUAGCACUGUGGACUAACAGGAAGAUGGUUGAGGAUCUGAAGAGAAAGCCUCUAAUUGUUCUUGCUGUCAUCUUGCUGCUCAGCUUAGCACAAGCAGGGAAUACAGACAAAGUCUCAGGUCAUCUCUGCACUGACUUCCAGAGAGCAAAUUUCCUGUGGGGCAGUAAACUGAAGGUCCAGUUUCUUCUGUUCACCUCCUCCAGACCCAGCUGUGGGGAGCUGAUUUUUGCUGACGAUGGCAUCAAGAACUCCAGUUUCAAUAGCAGCCUGGAAACCAAGAUCAUAAUCCAUGGCUUCAGGGCUCUGGGUACCAAACCGUCCUGGAUUGAAGGACUUGUCCAUGCCAUACUGCACGCAAGCCAGGCAAAUGUGAUUGCAGUGGACUGGGUUUAUGGGUCUACAGGAACCUAUCCCUCUGCAGUGGAAAAUGUCACACAGCUGGCUCUCUCCAUCUCACACUUCAUCAGCAAGUUGCUGGCCCUGGGAGUCUCAGGGACAUCCAUCCACAUUAUUGGGGUGAGCCUCGGUGCACAUGUCGGGGGUCUGGUGGGGCACUUCCAUGGUGGUCAGCUGGGACGGAUAACAGGCCUGGAUCCUGCAGGCCCUAGGUACACCAGAGCCAGCCCUGAGGAACGCUUGGAUCCUGGAGAUGCCCUCUUUGUGGAAGCCAUUCAUACUGAUGCUGACAAUUUCGGGAUUCGGAUACCUGUAGGCCACAUCGAUUAUUUCGUCAAUGGAGGCAAAGAUCAGCCAGGAUGCCCCCGAUUCAUCUCUGCAGGCUACAAGUAUCUGAUCUGUGAUCACAUGAGGGCAGUACAUCUCUAUGUCAGUGCCUUAAGACAUUCCUGUCCUAUUGUGGCAUUCCCUUGCACAAGUCAUCAAGAUUUUUUAAACGGACACUGCCUGGAUUGUGUGGACCCCUUCGUGGUCUCCUGUCCUCGAAUAGGUCUGCUGGAGCAGGCAGGUGUCAACAUGAGAAAGCUGCCCAAGGAAGUGAAAGUUUAUUUAAUGACCAGUCCCUCAGCCCCAUUCUGUGUCCAUCACAGCCUGGUUGAGUUCCACUUGCAGAAGAGAAGAAAUACAGUCACAAACAUUGAGAUCACUUUCUGCAGCAACAGUACCAAGGACACUACGAAGAUCACCAUGACAGCAGUUGCAAAGAGGAGACAACUACAUCUCUGCCCAGUCAGAAGUAUGUCACAGAAUGGUUGAGGUUGGAAGAGACCUCUGGAGAGCAUCUGGUCCAACCCCCCUGCUCAAGCAGGGUAAUGUCCAGUGGCUUGACGCCCCUGCAGUAACUCAGCAAAACUCCCAGGCUCCCAUUGUAGGAGAAAAAAAUCCAGUGGGUGGGGAAACAAGACCACAUAUGUGAACAGUCAGGUCUCUCUUGAAAUCACCUCUCUCUUCCAAACCAUAUCUGAAAUAAAGGACCAGUCCCAACACGCUGUUCCCCCAGCCCUUGCAUAACUGCAGAUCUCCCCACCACAGAGAAGUUCCCCAGAAGACUUCUGCCUACACCUUCCUGCCCACUACUGCGGCUCGGGAGCCACAAUGCAGUUUUGCAGCUAGUAUACACUGCUAGCUGCUUCAGAAAAGCAGGUGGACUGUCUGCUAAGGACUCCAGCCAGCUCUCACAGGAUCACUGGGGCUCCAGCACUGGCUUCCACAUGGUCCUUACUGCUAAGACAAAAGAUUGUGGCCUGAAGCUUCGAACUAUGUUGGUUUAGUCCUCGGCACUAGGAGGUAGGGGUGAAAUGUGGGGAAGGGGAGGCCUGCUCUAGGGUGCUCUCCUACCAUUGCCAGCCGCUUCA